Messenger RNA from Myzus persicae (green peach aphid), 2771 nucleotides. RefSeq names its product heat shock factor-binding protein 1. Gene Ontology annotation, cellular component: nucleus; cytosol. Lineage: Eukaryota; Metazoa; Arthropoda; Insecta; Hemiptera; Aphididae. Gene Ontology annotation, molecular function: transcription corepressor activity. Gene Ontology annotation, biological process: cellular heat acclimation. The record is from RefSeq and is a predicted model, not a curated record. The transcript has 3 exons. Bases 352 to 615 code for a protein of 87 amino acids.
UACCGUUUACACAUAAUACUUUUAUCAAAAUACUAUCAUCACUAUUAUAGUAUCGUUCAAAGAAUAUUUGCUUUUAUAAUGAUAAUAAUAAAAUAACGUUUUCAUGAUUAGGUGACUAAUAAUAAUAUGAUGUACUAAUUAAUAUUGUCGUUCACUCGUCCAGCUUAUAUAUUUUUAUUUUUCGUUGCACACCAACACACACACACACUCACUCGCAUACCGUCAUCGUCAUUUGUCUAGUGUACAGCCAUUGCGGGCAUCGUUCGACGACGUCCUACGCUCAGAAGCGAACUGAUAGCGCACCUCAGUGUACCUACCAUAUUUGAAACCAACGGAUUAAACGCCGGCAAGAUGAACGAUUACACUGCCAAGGAUUUGAACGAGCCAGAAGACGGAGACACUAGAGGCGAUGACGCCGACAACAUUGACAAGCGUGCGUUUGAUGAGAUGAACAGUCAAAUUCAACUUGUUCUACAAGAUAUGAAAGACAAAUUCCAAACUAUGUCUGAUCAAAUAUUGUCGAGAAUAGAUGAUAUGGGUGCACGUAUCGAUGAUUUAGAGAAGAAUAUUUCCGAUUUGAUGAUCCACGCUGGUCUCGAAACUCCAGACAAAUGAUAUUUAGAAUACUAUCGUAUUACAAGAAAUGAAUAGGUCACUUAACAUUAACAAGAUUAUAUGUGUAUCAACUUAGGACCUACAUAAUUAUUUGAAAUAUGAUUAAAAUUUAAACAAGGUAAACUUAAGUGUGUCAUUGUCUAUAAGUAUCUCUAAACUCUGUCUAGCGUGAUAAAACUCUGCAGUCCAAUGAAAAUUGUUUCUUCUGUUCACUGCAGUCCAAUACCCUACUAUAGUUGUUUCGAGAAUUGCCUUGUUCUCUUGCUGGACAGAGUAUAUUAAAUUUAUUAAUAUCUAUAUAUUAUAAUAAGUGUAUUCGGUUUUUGUUUUUUUUUGUACUAUUUAGCAGUUUUCUGCAAUAUUAAAAAUUAAAUAUAAAAUAACUUAAAUUAUAGAUCCAUACUAGUUUUAUUUAUACUCUAUUCAGUUUAUGGAAGGCUAGUCAGACAGAUGAAAAGGCAUUGAAACGGUGCAUUUAUCCUCAAUAUCGGCACCAACACUGCUACUUUUACUCACCCGCUAAUCGUUUUCCGGAAAUAAUUUUAGUAGGAUCAUAGCCAACUUCAACUCGAACUCAUUAGAUAUACUUAACUAACCAUUUUUAAACUGAAUAGACUAUGAUACAGUAUGUUCCUUCCAUUAGUUUAAUUUAUUCAACUCAAAAUGACCAAUAUUAACCUUAUUAAAUCUAAAAACAGCUCAAACGUGCGAUUUAUUUUUAAGGAAAUUUCACUGAUGAGUAAAUAUUAGUAUUUCUUUAUACAUUGAAUAUAAUUUACCUUAAGUACCAAUUAAUUUAUUCAACUUUAGGAUUAUAAUUUUUGUUUUUCAUUCAAAAUAUAUUAUACUUUUAUUUUAAACACACAUAUUGUAGUAUUUAGAGAUCAGGAUAACCUAACCUUUAAUAGGUACCAACUGUUUUUAAGUUUAAUUAAGACAAUUUUCUAACCUAGGAAUAUCUGAGUAAUAUAAUAUGUUAAGUGGUAGUUAAAAGAGACAGCGGGGCACUUACAUGUCAUCUAUCUGUAGUCAACAUGUAAUAUUUGUCUCUUUUUACUAAAAGCAUUUACAUUUUGUCCAUCAUACUAACAGAACUUGCAAUGUAACUGGCAAAGUCUCAAAAACACUUAAAUUCUUUAUUUAGUUUACUCAAGAUUGAUAAUACUUUAUGGUUUGUUUUUUCAGUUCAGUAAUAUCACUAAAAAUUCUUAAUUUUUUUCAUUUUAAAAUAAAAUUUAGGUAGAAUAUUUAAAUUACAUUUAAAAUGUUGCACUAAUGAUAUCACUUAAUUCCAUGAGUUUAAUUAGAUUUCAUUUCAUUUUAACUAUGCAAUAAACAAAAUAUAGGUAUUUUUCAUUAAAAAACAGUCGGUACUUAAUACUCUCAAGGUUUUCAAAAUAUAUGAUCACUAUAGCAUGAUAAAUUCAUAAUAACAUUGUACAAUAACUAAGAAUCAUUUAAACAUUUUUUAAGAGCAAUAGGUAUUUUAUACAUUUUAUUUUAAGUAAAACUAUGAUUUAAAAGUUCAGUGGAAAUGUUUGAUAACUAUUUACAUGACAAUAGGUGUGUGGUUUUAAUUAAGUAUUUUAGUGUAAGCUAAUUGGCAGAAAUAUUGGAUAUGCAGUUUUUUUAAAAAACAAUUGCUGCUUAUUAUUAUGUUUUUGUUAUAAAAAAAAAUGUAGGAACCAACAGUCUUUAUUUGAAUAAACUAUGUGUAAAAAAUAUUAUGUUUGGCUCCUAAUUUAUUAGUAAAAAAAUGUAAUGAGUGGUUUUACUAGAUAAUGAAAAAAAUAUAUAGUUGUUCUGUUGUCUAAUUUACAUUAUAAUUAUUAUUUAUUAUAUGAGUAGUUAAAAUUAUAUCAUUUUUUUUUUUUUGUAUCCAAAUAGUUUGGUUGAACAUAAUGUGACAUCAUUGGAAUUCUAUAUUAUUAAUGUAGUUAAUAACAAAGACCCUACUACCUAAUUAAGUUUAUUAAAUAAUAAACAUAACAUCUAAUUUAAUUUUAAGUGCAUGUUUUAUUUUAAUACAAUCAUAUAAGACAGAGUUUAUAAUGUUAAGCUUUGUCAUUCUCUUUAUAUAUCUAUUAUAUGUAUUUGUUACAGUUGAUUUCUAUUACAUUUAUCCUUAUAUUGAAUAAAAACCCAUACUUAUUAUA